Messenger RNA from Branchiostoma floridae (Florida lancelet), 2775 nucleotides. RefSeq names its product sodium/hydrogen exchanger 6-like. Gene Ontology annotation, biological process: proton transmembrane transport; regulation of pH; sodium ion transport. NCBI's taxonomy places the organism in Eukaryota, Metazoa, Chordata, Leptocardii, Amphioxiformes, Branchiostomatidae. Bases 120 to 2450 code for a protein of 776 amino acids. The record is from RefSeq and is a predicted model, not a curated record. Gene Ontology annotation, molecular function: sodium:proton antiporter activity. Gene Ontology annotation, cellular component: membrane; recycling endosome. The transcript has 17 exons.
UGGCCCCCAGAAGACGCAGAACAACUUUCACUUCCAGUCUGAAAAAGUUUGUCUGCUCCUUGCGGUCCAGGUGACGUCUCUCCAUCCCCCAUGAUGCCGCGCGGUUAGAGGGAAGUAAGAUGGCGGCCGUGAUGUGUGGAAAAUCCUCCCCCAGUCCGUUCCCGCGGGUUCUCCGGCUGUCCUGGCUCCUGCUGGCGGGGCUGAUGAUGGUUCUACCCGCCGCACAUUCCCAGGACGGGCCCAAGACGACGCCACAGCCGGCCAUCCCCGUCAUGCCGACCGAGAAGGACUCGGAGAGAGCGGCGGAGGAUGACCACAAGUUGGACAGUCUGAACCUGAUGAUGUUUCUGUUCCUGCUGGUGUUGACUAUCCUGACGAUCUGGCUGUUCAAACACAGAAGGUUCCGCUACCUACAUGAGACGGGCCUGGCCCUGCUGUACGGUAAGGACAAUCAGAACGGAGACAUACGCAAAUAUAAACGUUCCGGAAGUCUUGUCAUAUUCUGUAAUUAUUACUUUGUUGUAGGCCUGAUCGUCGGAGUCAUCAUUCGCUACACAAGUAAUGAAGUCGUUCCGCAGAAGCCGGUUUCGCAAAUCGUCCCGGUCAGCAGCAUCGAUGGGGAGCCUCCCGCCAACAUCGUGCUGAACGUGAGCGCGGGAGAAUACCUGUUCUCCAACCAGGGCCCGUACCAGGAGCACCAGGUGCAGGUCGUGAACCCUGAACUCAGCAAGGCGACCUUUGACCCAGAAAUAUUCUUCAACAUCCUGCUGCCGCCUAUCAUCUUCCACGCAGGCUACUCGCUGAAGAAGAGACAUUUUUUCCGCAACAUCGGCGGAAUCCUGACCUAUGCGUUCCUGGGAACGGCCGUGUCCACUUUCAUCGUCGGGUCUGUGAUGUAUGCCUUCGUGCUGAUUGGUGCAGCCGCAGAGAUAGAUUUCUCAUUCGUCGACUGCCUCUUCUUUGGUGCUGUCAUCUCAGCCACUGACCCUGUGACGGUGCUGGCCAUCUUUCACGACAUGCACGUGGAUGUGGACCUGUACGCGCUUGUGUUCGGAGAGAGCGUCAUGAACGACGCCGUGGCCAUCAUUCUGUCCUCAACGGUGGAAGGCUACGGGAAGACGACCAAGGCGUUCGACGGCAUCGCCUUCCUGACGGCCUUCGGGAACUUCCUGGGCAUCUUCGCAGGAUCCUUCGGGAUAGGAGCCGUCAUGGGCUGCUUCACCGCUGUCCUUACCAAAUUCACCAAGAUCAGAGAACACCCCCUUCUGGAGACGUGUAUGUUCUUCCUGAUGUCUUACAGUACCUUCCUCAUGGCAGAGGCACUGGGCAUGACUGGAAUUGUGGCUGUUCUGUUCUGCGGCAUCACCCAGGCCCACUACACCUACAACAACCUGUCGGAGGAGUCCAAGGCGCGCACCAAGCAGCUGUUCGAGCUCCUUAACUUCCUGGCUGAGAACUUCAUCUUCUCCUACAUGGGCGUGUCCGUCUUCACCUUCCAGCACCACCAGUGGAAGGGCGGGUUCAUCUCAGCCGCUUUCCUUGCCAUCGGACUGGGCAGGAUGUGUAACAUUUACCCUUUGACCCUGCUGCUAAACCUGGGGCGACAUCAGAAAAUCAACUUCAACUUCCAGAAUAUGAUGAUGUUUUCAGGGUUACGGGGUGCGGUGGCGUUCGCGCUGGCGAUCCGCAGCACGUCGUCGGAGGCGAGACAGCUGAUGUUCACGACCACACUGAUGAUCGUCAUGGUUACGGUGCUGUUCUGUGGCAGCCUGACCCUCCAGAUGCUGACCUGGCUCAAAAUCAGGGUGGGGGUAGACGAGGACCAGGAGCUGACCCAGCCCUUGUGUUUGGUGGGGGUAGACGAAGACCAGGAAAUGACCCAGCCCUUUGAGGCCGUCGACACGCUCCUUCCACCCCCCCUGGGCGACGGGGACCCCCCCAGGGACGGCCCGGAGUACAGAUACCUUUGUGCGUAUCUUGAGGACGAGGGUGAUGCGCAGGUGGACUCCAGAAGAAGAGGGAUGCGGUACGAGUCGGCUUGGCUCUUCAGAGUCUGGUACAACUUCGACCACAAUUACCUGAAGCCGACCCUGACACACGCAGGACCCCCCCUCACCGAGACCCUCCCAGCCUGCUGUCUUCCGCUGGCGAGAUGUCUUACAAGUACACAGGCUUACGAGAACCAGCACAACAUCCAGGAAGACAGCGACACAGACCUGAUCCUGGACGGCAGCGAGCUCUCAUACGGCCGCGCCAACUCCGGCAACGACCUCACGGCAACCGUCGUGACCACGCCUACCAACGCCACGCCCACCCUGCCGAAGGCCCCCGCGGAGGAGGAUGGCGCUGAGGGUGACCUUGGGCUGGGAGACCACGAGCUCCGGACCCGGGCGCGCGUGAUGCUCACUAUGAGUACGGGAGUUCCCGGGAAAGACAGCAGCCAUGUAUGACCCGACGGGUGACUAGCUGUAACCGUAGUAACUCUGUGUCGGUAGAGGUUAGUGCAGAAUGGUUCAGCUGUGGAUCCGGUAAUGUUUGGUUAAAGUGUUUCAAGUGUUGCUUUUGGCUUGUCUGCAUUGCAUUAAAGGGCUCCCUUGAAAAUCAGUUAAACUAACAGAAGGGACCACCCUUAAGAUGCUUACAUAAAUGAAAUAAGAUGCAUACAUAAAUGAAAUAAGAUGUAUACAUAAAUGACAAUAAAAAGGAUUUGUACUGCCAAACUAUGGCACUGUCUUGAUGACAACUGUUUACACAAUGGUCAAAAGUUCAGGCCUU